This is a messenger RNA of Lachnellula hyalina, 555 nucleotides long. It is a transcript of the gene ats1, whose product is annotated as N-acetyltransferase. The record is from RefSeq and is a predicted model, not a curated record. The transcript has 2 exons. Bases 1 to 555 code for a protein of 184 amino acids. Lineage: Eukaryota; Fungi; Ascomycota; Leotiomycetes; Helotiales; Lachnaceae. Gene Ontology annotation, molecular function: N-acetyltransferase activity. Gene Ontology annotation, biological process: protein acetylation.
AUGCCAGUUCCAGAAGGAACAACAGUCCACCACGCGCGUCGCGAAGACGUCCCUACAAUCCUCCGCAUGAUCCAAGAACUAGCAGCCUACGAAAAAGAAUCCUCCUCCGUCGAAGCCACGCUCGAAUCCCUGCACAACACCAUAGCAUUCGCGCCCUCCCCCAGCACCCCUCCAACCGCACCCGGCGAUUCCAUCUCGCCCACGCGCCCCGCGCGCGCGCUAUUACUAUUCACGCCCUCGGGAGAAGCUGCGGGCCUGGCGUUGUAUUUUUAUAACUAUAGCACCUGGCGCGCGAAGGCGGGGAUAUAUCUAGAGGAUCUGUAUGUAAGGGAGAACGAGAGGGGUCAUGGGUAUGGACAGCGGCUGUUGGGGGAGCUAGCGAAGGAGGUUGUGGGGAUGGAAGGGGGAAGGUUGGAGUGGAGUGUGUUGAAGUGGAAUGAGCCGAGUAUUAGGUUUUAUGAGGGGCCUAGUGUGGGGGCGACGCGCAUGGAGGGGUGGGUGGGGAUGAGGGUUGAUGGGGAGGCUUUGGGGAGGCUGGCUGGGAGGGCUGUUUGA